GUCAUCCACGAGCAUUUCAAUCAGUCGCACCAGCAACAACGAAAACCACAACAAUGGCCGCCAAGGUAAAUCGCCGAGCCAGACUCCGUAUCAAUAUCUUUACCGUAUCCGAACGGACCUGACGACCUGGCCGGCCCGUCACGGUCGCCGGGCUUUCCUUUCCUUUUCUUUUUUUUUUUCUGUUCGGUCGUCACUGCCGUUCGCCGGUCUAUUUUACCCUGUUUUUUAUUUAUUUAUUUUUUUUUUUUUUAUUUACAGAUGAUCGUAUUCGCCGCCCUCGCGGUCUCAGCCCUCGCCCAAUACCCGGCCCCGGCCUACAAACCCGCCUACCCAGCACCGAAAGCCUACGCUCCGGAACCCGCAUACGCCCCGGCCCCGUACAGCUUCGAAUACAGCGUAAACGACCCGUCCACCUACGACGUCAAGAGCCAAUCGGAAUACGCCGACGGCAACGGUUACGUCAAGGGUACAUACAGCCUGGUCGAACCCGACGGUUCCACCCGCGUCGUCGAAUACACCGCUGACGACUACAACGGUUUCAACGCCGAAGUCAAGAAAAUCGACGGUGGAUACAAGGCCCCGUACAGCGCCCCGGCCCCAGCCUACAAAGCCGCCCCGGCCUACAAACCAGCCUACCCAGCACCGGCUUACCCAGCACCCGCUUACCCAGCACCCGCCUACAAACCAGCCCCAUACAAGCCAUACUAAUUUUCUCAAACAACUUAUCCCCCCACGGCGUCACCGGAUCCACCGCCGGUUGACCGGCCGACAACAUCCCGAGCAUGAACAUCCUGUAUAAACGCUCGUGUAUAUUUAUUUAUGUAAAUAAAAUAUAGUUAAAUAUAUUUAUUAUUUAUAUCCAUUGAAAA
Molecule: messenger RNA, 869 nt
Organism: Cinara cedri
Lineage: Eukaryota; Metazoa; Arthropoda; Insecta; Hemiptera; Aphididae
Source: the annotation of a GenBank genome assembly